AUGCUCAGUGGAUACCCUGAGUCAACUAGACUCGAGUUGCAGCAGGCGGUCGCCAGAGGGUUGGACCCCGGAAGCCCAUGGAUCGAGAAAGUUGCCAAAAAGGAGGAGACAGUCAGACGUGAGUUGUGGAACCCGUCGCGCACAACGGUCGAGCGGUUGACUGGUUGCACUUUGAGCGCUUCUAAUUGGGGGGAAAUUCGUCGCCUUUGGUGGAAGCUGCAGAAAGACACGGGCGAGAACGCCGAGUUGGAUUCGACCUCUUGUAUCUCCUCAGACGGCACCUCCAUCUUCUCAGAGGGCAGCCAGGUCGGAGGCAGCGACGUUCAGAGCGAGGACGGGGAGUAUCAUGUGAAGUCGGAGGCCAUUCCCACAGAGCCUUUCCGAGGAAAUGUGUUCGAGUACUACGCGAAUUUGCUCGACGCGAUCUCUGAGGUCAGCGGGCCCCCGAUAAGAAGAAUGAUGCGUGAGGAGCUAGAAUCAGCUCAGAGUGACCUUGGCAUUCAGAUCCCCGAGCCCGCGGUGAGGCAGUUCAUGAGACAGGCCUUCAUGUUGUUCCAUUCCCCAGAUCCACUGCCAUAUCCGGGUGAAAAUGCUGAUGGCUUCAGUAAGUCCUUCAAGGAUCAUGUCUUUUCCUGGCUGAAAACACCGGCAGACAUAUCCUCGUUGAACUUCUCACGGGUCACGAUGGCAGGCAUGACAAGGCUGAGAGCAGGGACAUUUGACGACAGCGAGCGCUUCUACACGCAGCUUGCUACUGCCAUCACAUGGCUCGCGUUGGAUGCGGGUUUUACGCGGAAUGUGACUCUCACCAUCCAAUGUGCAGAUCCCACACAGGCCAGCAUCGGCACCUACACACUGCAACUGAAGCGGAGCAACUGCCAACCGGACAAGCCCUUCUUCGACCCGCUGACGAGGAACUGCGUCAACUUCUGUCCGGAAGGCUUCUACCGCAAUCUGGUGAGCCAGCGAUGUUCUCGCUGCAACACGAACUGCAAGGUGUGCACCGGCUUGCUGUCGUGCAAGAUGUGCGUGCCGGAUGACGUUGAAUUCGUAUAUGUCAUGCAGCCCGAUGGAAAAUGUCAGGCCCAGGUCAACCACAUCUAUGCCAGGUAUCGCUGGUGGUGCCUGGGACUGGGAGUCCUUCUGGUUUUCCUCGUUCUAUUCGGGUGCGUCGGCAUUUGCACGUUCUGCUGUUCCCGAUCAGGCAAAGCUGGCGAGAAGAAAGACAGGCGUCGGUACUUCGAGGACGAUCUCGAGGAGGACAAGCAACUCCUCCAGUUUCCGCCUGGAAGGCGGUUGGGAAGAUAUUGA
This is a messenger RNA of Symbiodinium sp. CCMP2592, 1311 nucleotides long. Lineage: Eukaryota; Dinophyceae; Suessiales; Symbiodiniaceae. The record is from the annotation of a GenBank genome assembly.